AUGCCGCAUGGUCGCCCGGCUAAGCGACGGCGAGUCACGCCGCCCGUCGAUGACAGUGCGGUUUCCGAAACCGUGAAAGCGGAAGACCUCUUCAGCAGAGCGGCGGAUUGGGACCUGGAGGACCAAUACGAACAGCGGUCACGACGAAAGAAGGUCAAAGAGACAACAAGACUACCCACUAAGAGCGCCGAAGGUGUCCUACAGAACGCCUCGAUCGAUGAAGCUGAUGAUGCCGCUUCGGAUAGCUUCCUUGCUUCCGACAGUGACAAUGAGGGCGACAGUGGACUUGUGACCCCACCGGCAGAGCCCGAAGCCCAACCUAAGAUCCCACUGAAACAGCAAGUACUGCAGACAAAGGAAGAAAUCGCACGUUUGGCUGGUUUACUGAAUGAAGAUCCAGAAGAGCACGCUGGCGCGUUCAAGAAGUUGGCCCAACUGGGCAAUGGGGCGCCUCUACCCGUGCAGAAACUCGUUCUUGCUGCUCAGGUGGCUGUCUAUAAAGAUGCGAUCCCUGGGUAUCGCAUUCGAGCGUAUAAAGACGAAGAUAUGAGCAGCAAGGUGUCCAAGGAUGUUCGCAAAACGAGGCAAUUUGAACACGGUCUCGUCACCAACUACCACACCUACGUCAAGCAUCUGGCGACUCUCGCUCGAACCAAAUCUGAUGACAGCGAGACCGCCUCUCUUCGAAGUGUCGCCAUCAGCUGUGCCUGCUCUCUCCUGCUUGCUGUGCCGCAUUUCAACUUUCGCACCGAGUUGCUUAAUCUUCUCGCCCGCGAACUUCUCAAGCGUGAGCCAACGCCAGAUUUUAUCAAGUGCAUCGACACUGUUCAGAAUUUUUUUAAAGCGGAUGACGAUGGAGCACCGUCGCUGGAGGCAGUCGGCGUCCUCUCGAAGCUCAUGCGAGCAAAAGACUUCAGUGUGCGAGAAGAGGUAUUAGACUUGUUUCUUCACCUGCGCGUACUGACCGAACUCUCACCCGCCCAUGUCAGUGGCAACGCCACAAACACCAGGCUAUCGAAACUACAUGGCAAGAGAUCGAAGAAGGAGAAAUGGGAGCACCGCUCGAAGAAAGAACGAAAGGUCGCGCGCGAAAACAAGGUCGUCGAGAAAGAAAUGAGAGAGGCCGACGCGAGUGUCAACUUUGAGGAGCGCGAGAAAAUGCAGUCCGAAGCACUCAAGCUCGUAUUCGCAACCUAUUUCCGUAUCCUCAAGGAAAGGAUACCCCAUCUCAUGGGCGCGGUCCUCGAGGGUCUGGCUAAGUACGCCCACCUUAUCAACCAAGACAUGUUCGGGGAUAUUCUUGAAGCUCUGAAAGACAUCGUCAAGCGAGCUGAAAAUUUGGACGACGUUGACGAGAUCGGAGACGAUGAGCAGCCGACGACGAACCAACGCAACUUCACUCGCGAAAGUCUGCUGGCUACGCAGACCGCAUUCACCCUGCUAUCGCAACAGGAUGUCUCAAAGUCUGCAUCAGCCCUGCAGCUCGACCUCUCAUUCUUCUCUACCCACAUCUAUCGCACACUCUAUGCACUAGGAUUGGAUUCUGAUAUUGAGCUAGGGCCAAAGGCGCUACACCUUGCGGAUCCACACAGUCGGGGCCAACAAGAGCAUCGGAACAGAGUCAACGUGUCCACGCCCGUCCUUCUUCUCACCAGAGUACUCACGUCGAUCCUUCUGACACCAUCACAGCCGCCUCCAACAAUUACUGCGACCGCGUUCUACAAGAGGCUUCUAUCCAUCUCCAUUGCACUUCCGGAGAAGUCAGCCUUGGCAGUGUUAGGUCUGAUGGGCAAGGUCGCGGACAAGCACAGCCGCAAGAUUGAGGCACUUUGGUACAGCGACGAACGGAACGGCGACGGAGUCUUCCACGGUGAAAGCGACACUAUUGAAGGGACAAAUGUUCUUGCUGUUGGGAGUGGGGUGUGGGAACGAGAGUUGCUGAAGAAACACUACUGUCCUCAGGUCCGCGAGCAAAGUGCUGCGAUCGACAAGAUUAUCACAAAAUCGUCCCAAAGAUAG
Messenger RNA from Cyphellophora europaea CBS 101466, 2019 nucleotides. RefSeq lists its product as uncharacterized. Gene Ontology annotation, cellular component: nucleolus. Bases 1 to 2019 code for a protein of 672 amino acids. Lineage: Eukaryota; Fungi; Ascomycota; Eurotiomycetes; Chaetothyriales; Cyphellophoraceae. Gene Ontology annotation, molecular function: chromatin binding. The transcript has a single exon. Gene Ontology annotation, biological process: DNA replication initiation. The record is from RefSeq and is a predicted model, not a curated record.